GGGUGGCAACAUUUGGGACAGGUGGUAGCACUGUUGUGUUUACUACCAUACAAAUUACAACAAAAACGAGGGAAAAACAACCCAGCACAAAUUAUGUAUAGAUACGAUUGGAAUUAAAGUCAACAAAAACCCGUUGAAGGAUCUGGGCCAAGUGCAAGAUUGUGUUUCGUUCACGGUGUCACAGUGUUUGUUGGAGAGAGACCGACGAACCAGACAAACCGUCGGUGGCGGCGGCGGCAGAUCAAUUAGCCACGCCUUGGAGCAUCCUUAGUGCAGCUAUGGCCGGUGAUAUGUCCAUAGGCUGUGCCGCUUUAAAGAGAUCAACGAAACUAAAGAGUUGCACAAGUGCCGCUGAUACCGACUCGAUGCAGAUGCCGAACGAGCGCAAAGAAAAUGGCAAUAAUAUGGGAUUAUUGAACCACAAACCACAGAACAUGAGAGGUGGCCUCCGCGUCUAUAAGAUUGUCAUACUUGGGGAUGGCGGUGUCGGCAAAUCGGCUGUUACCCUGCAGUUCGUCAGCCACAGUUUCUUGGACUACCAUGACCCCACAAUUGAGGAUUCGUAUCAGCAACAGGCGGUAAUUGACAAUGAGGCCGCUUUGCUGGACAUACUCGACACUGCUGGACAGGUUGAGUUCACGGCCAUGCGGGACCAAUACAUGCGUUGCGGUGAAGGUUUCAUCAUAUGCUAUUCGGUAACAGAUCGUCAUAGCUUUCAGGAGGCCUCCGAGUAUCGUAAGUUAAUAACACGCGUUCGUUUAUCGGAGGAUAUACCGCUUGUGUUGAUCGCCAAUAAAGUGGAUCUCGAAUCUCAACGACGUGUCACAACCGAAGAGGGCAAAAAUCUAGCGAAUCAAUUUGGUUGCCCCUUCUUUGAGACAUCCGCCGCUUUGCGUCAUUACAUUGAUGAGGCGUUCUAUACGCUCGUUAGGGAAAUACGUCGCAAGGAGAUGCAAAAGGCGCUGGGCACCGACAACAACUCCGAGAAGAUUCACACACGUCAUCGCAGUCGCUGGUGGCGCAUACGUUCCAUAUUCGCUUUGGUUUUUAGACGUAGACGCAACUUGAACUAAAAGACAAAAAUUAAUGGAACAACAUCAAUGUUCAUCUUGACGAUGAAAAUGAAUAUGAAAUUAAGAACGAGAAUGAGAUUGAAGAAUUCGAAAUGGAAACUCUUCGAUUUGCAGUGCAAUAAUAAUCAAUGCGUUAUACUAUAUUUAUUUGGCUAUAUAUACGGUUCGUAUAUAACACAACCAAUCAUAUGUAUGUAGAUGUAUGUGUUGACAUACUAAAAGUCUAAACAUUAUUUUUGAAAAAGCAACAAGAAUUUAUGUAUUUAAUUGUUAUGGCCUAAAUGGCAUUUAACUAAGCGACAUUUGUCAGUGGUUUAAUUAUUUGUUUUUGUUUAUAUUUGUUCUUAUUAAUUUUGUUUAACUAUGCCACUUGUAUUUGUAUUGUUGAGUGGAAUGAUAAGUCAAAUGAUACAAGAUGAGAGAGAUAUAUUCAUAUAUAUAUAUAUAUAUCAAUAUAUUUAAGCACCAAUCCAAAUGAUACAUAUUAGCAAUGCACAUAACGUAUGUAGAAUAAUAUUAUAAGAUUGUUGAUUGAUUCCUAACAAACAAAUUGGCAAACAAACAAACCAAAUAUAAAAGAUGCAUUUAAAUUGAUCGAAAGAAUUCAAAUAAUAAUAAUAAAGUUGAAUCAAAAAACAAUACGAAACGAUACAAAACUGAGUCCUAGCAAAGCCAAUAAGUCAUAGUUUGGGCUAUGUUAAUAUAUUAACGAAAUGGUCAAGUUUAAUUCAGAGAUAGAAUGAGCUUUAAGUCGCAAAACUGUCCAAUAAACAAAUGAAAAGAAACGAAACGAAACACAAGCCAAGAAAUAAGUGUGAAACGAAGAGAAUUAUGUAUUAUGUGCAUGUAUUAUUAUGAUUAUGAUUAUUAUUAAAUAUUACUAAAAGAGCGCACACAUUAACUAAUCGAAUAAAUGUUGAAUUUAAAACGUAUGUAUACUAAGCAUAUAAGAACGAAACGAUCCAAGGGAUUGAUUAUAAUGCACAAAGAGCAAAAAGAAACAUCCAUUGAAUUGUCCAAUGUGAUUUUAACGUACUAUUUACUUGCGUUUUGCAUUUGUUGUUUAAGUUUAUGAAAAUUGCAAAAAUGUUUAAAGUGUUAACGCUUUUAAGUUUAUUUAUUAUAUAUUAUUAUUAUUAGUUAAAAUGUCCUCUGUUUUGUUAAUUACUUUUUAACAUCCAUAAUGUUCUCUAAACAUCACCACGAGUUCCUCUCAUCAAUGUUACUGUACCACAGCACAGUCUACACUAUUUGUUAUAAGACAAUUCGAAAUUGUUACAACAACUUGUCACCAAACCGAUUUAUGUAAAUCAAUUCAAAAACCAAACAAAAUCGAGCUAUGUAAAAUUACAAACCGAAAAAUUGUCAAGUAUACAUUUAAUUAUUUUUUGUCAGUUAAUUAAAUGCGGGUAAAUGAAAGCAAGCUUUC
Drosophila innubila is the source of this 2502-nucleotide messenger RNA. It is a transcript of the gene Ric, whose product is annotated as GTP-binding protein Rit2. NCBI's taxonomy places the organism in Eukaryota, Metazoa, Arthropoda, Insecta, Diptera, Drosophilidae. Gene Ontology annotation, biological process: Ras protein signal transduction. Gene Ontology annotation, cellular component: plasma membrane. The coding region runs from base 279 to 1073 and encodes 264 amino acids. Gene Ontology annotation, molecular function: calmodulin binding; GDP binding; GTP binding. The record is from RefSeq and is a predicted model, not a curated record. The transcript is spliced from 4 exons.